Molecule: messenger RNA, 1771 nt
Organism: Periophthalmus magnuspinnatus
Lineage: Eukaryota; Metazoa; Chordata; Actinopteri; Gobiiformes; Gobiidae
Gene: fpgs
Product: folylpolyglutamate synthase
Exons: 15
Coding region: 24-1754 (576 amino acids)
Biological process (GO): tetrahydrofolylpolyglutamate biosynthetic process
Cellular component (GO): mitochondrion; cytoplasm; cytosol
Molecular function (GO): ATP binding; tetrahydrofolylpolyglutamate synthase activity
Source: RefSeq, a predicted model, not a curated record
UUCCGGUAUUUAGGGCGCUUGAGAUGGCGUGCAUGUGGCGCGUGUUUCAGCGGCACGGCGUGUUCGCGGUCCGGAACCGAAAUCCGGACAGAGCUCACGAAUUAGCAGGUGUUUCAUUCAGGUCCUUCAGCACUAAAGCAGCACCUCACACGACGAGGAUGGAAUAUCAGGAUGCUGUAUGCACUCUAAACACCUUGCAGACCAAUGCCAGUGUUCUGGCACAGGCACGACAGGAGCGCAGCCAUUCGCAGCUGCAGCUCCAGGCCAUGGUCGGCUUCCUUGAACGGUCUGGUCUCAAGGUGGAUAAAUUGGAUCAUCUCAAUAUCAUUCAUGUGACGGGAACAAAGGGCAAGGGAUCAACAUGUGCCUUCACCGAGCGCAUUCUGAGAAGUUAUGGUUUCCGUACUGGAUUUUACAGCUCGCCACACUUAGUCCAGGUCAGGGAGAGGAUACGUAUAAAUGGACAACCAAUUGGAAAAGAACUCUUUGCUAAAUACUUUUGGCAGGUGUAUGGGCGGCUGUAUGAAACUAAGGACGUGAAUGAUGGGGAAAUGCCAGGAUAUUUUCGGUUUCUGACGAUUUUGGCAUUUCAUGUGUUUCUCCAGGAAAAGGUAGAUUUGGCCAUCAUUGAAGUUGGAAUAGGAGGGGCGUAUGAUUGCACCAACAUCAUUAGGCGACCGUGGGUCUGUGGCAUCUCCUCUCUUGGAAUAGACCACACUCAGCUUUUGGGAGACACAAUGGAAAAGAUUGCCUGGCAAAAAGGAGGGAUCUUUAAGCCAGGAGUUCCAGCAUUCACAGUGAAACAACCUGAAGAGGCGAUGAUGGUACUAAAAGACAGAGCAAAAGAGAUUGGUUGUUCACUGCAAGUGUGUCCAGGUCUUAUGGACUAUGACACAGAUGGUGGCCCUAUAUGGCUAGGCCUCGCUGGACAACACCAGCAGCCAAAUGCCUCCCUCGCCCUUCAGCUCAGUCACACAUGGAUGCAAAGAAGGUGCCUUCCGGGAGCUUUUCAAAGUCACGAUGGGAACUCUGCUGGAUGUCAAGCCGCGACCUUUAAACUUGGCCCAAUCAUGGUGAAAGGGUUGGAGGAGACUGAGUGGCCAGGAAGAAAUCAAACUCUUAAACAUGGUCAAAUCACAUACUUUUUGGAUGGAGCUCACACCAUGCGCAGUAUGCUUGCUUGUGUGCAGUGGUUCAAAGAAAGUGCAGCCCAGCACGAACUGACUGCAAGUGGUCCUGUGGCUAGAGUGUUGCUGUUCAACUCCACUGGAGACAGAGACUCUGCAGCCAUGUUAAAAUUGCUAGUGCCAUGUCAAUUUGACUUUGCAGUGUUUUGCCCCAACAUCACAGAGGCCAUUGCAUCAUGCAAUGCUGAUCAACAGAACUUUAAUGUCUCCAUUGAGCACAUGCUGACUCGUUGUCUGGAUAACCAGAGCAGCUGGCGUCUGCAUAACAGCAGCCCCUCAGACCUCACUGAGCCUCAGAUGCUGAUCGGGGACACGCUUUGUAUGGUCCCUGAGAAAAAGGCAGAGACACUGGUGUUUCCCUGUAUCCUCAGCAGUCUGCAGUGGAUUGCUCAGGGCAAAGAUUCGGUACUUGUGGACUCAGGCAAAACGCAGUUACCGGUGAAACCCAGUGUUAUGGCCAAAGCCGCGCUGCUUCGUGAAACGACUGCAAUCCAUGUGCUCAUCACAGGAAGCCUACAUUUAGUAGGUGGUGCUCUCAAACACCUAGACCCAGCAAUGUCUAAAUAAAGAAGCCUUGUAGUUAA